AUGACAAUACCAAAAUAUGUCGAACUCGAACUAAAUAAUGGUUCCAUAUAUAAAAUGAUUCCAGAACAAGUCGGCUAUAAAGAUAAAAACGGAAUUUGGAUGACAAGAACACAACUACCACUUAGUCUUGGUUAUGCAAUUACAGUUUAUCGUUCGCAAUGCAUGACUUAUAAUAAGUUAGUUGUUGAUCUCACCGACAUAAAUUGGAAACCUGGAAUGUUCUACACGAUUUUAAGUCGUACACGAAAAUUAACCGAUAUUGUAAUCUUAGCAUACGAGCGUAAAUCGUUCAAAGUGUCUAAAGCAGCAUUACUUGAAAUGGCCCGCUUGCAUAAAUUAGAAGAAGAGUUUCCAAUUCAAAUUGAACAAUAUCUACAAUCCGAGAACUAUACUGAUUGGUGUCUAUCACAGUCAUUGAAUAUCCCUAAAUUAUCACCAAUACCAUCAUAUAAAAAUAUCAUCAUUUGUGAGGAACAAGAUCGAAAUUAUUGUGGACGACACUCUCUUCGUGCGCUUGCACAAAAUCUUGAUUUAUUUAGUGAUGAGUAUUUAGUAGAAAUAGCUAACAAUUUAGCGGCUGCUGAACAAAUAUGUAGAAAUGGAGAUUCGAUACGAAUUACACAAUACUAUUACGAAAACAGUGGAGAUUAUGAUAUUCAAGUUUUAGACGCAGCUCUCCGUCAUAUUUUUAAUAUACAGCUUCUACAAAUUAAUAAAUUAGAGAAUAGUAAUUGUCCUAUUCGAAGUUUAAUUUUAUCUAAUACUCAAAAUAUUCAAGCUCUGCUUAUUCAACAAGAUUAUCAUUAUUAUAUUCUGCGUCAAUUUCGUUUGACAAAAGGUUACUUUUUUAAAAUUGAUUCUAAACAUACUAUGUAUCAUGAACCUAUUCAUUGUCAAGAUAUAUUAAAGUUUAUUGAUUUACUUCUGCAAUAUCUUCUUGAACCACGUACACUUUGCGAUGAAGAAUAUGCAUUAUUUAAAACUUUUGGAUACAAUCAAUCUAAACCAGACAUUGUUAACAACUUCGAUCAAUUUCUUGAAAAUUUUACUUCUCAAUAUGAUUAUCAUACUUGGAGCAAUUACAUCGAUUGGAAUCUCUUUAUUAUUGCUGGUGGUUCAGUUGUUUUAUCUUUACUUGCUCGACCUUUAUUUCAAAAUACAUCAGAGAUUGAUUUAUUUUUUCUGAAAGAAAGUGAACACUUGUUUAAAAUAUCUGUGGCAAGAUUUAAACUAGUUCAGUUUGAUUUGUAUCGAAAAUUCACUAUUAAUGAUAUUUUUCAUGACAAAAAUUUCGCACCAUCACUUAUUAUUCAACUUAUUCGUCCAACUACCACAUCUACUAAUAUCUCACGAAUUAUUCAUUCAUUUGAUCUAGAUAUUUGUGCUGCUGCAUUCAACUCGAAAAAAGUAAUUAUUUCAUUUGCAUGUUUACAAGCAUUAAACUCUGAUUUUACAACAUGCUAUGCUGUUCCAUUUUCUACAUCGAAAUUCACGAGAAGAGCUCCACGUUUAUAUAAAUAUCAACAACGAGGCUUUAAUAUUCUUAUUCCGCAACAAUUUGACAUAAACAAAUUUCUUGCUACACCUGUAGAAGAUUGUAAAGAAGCUCGGCCAGAACAAAUAUAUCGAUUUCGAAGAACACAUUUUGGCGAUAAUUGUGAUUCAUUUUCGAUACAAAAGAAGUUUUGUGAAUAUUACAAUUUGAUCUAA
Rotaria socialis is the source of this 1710-nucleotide messenger RNA. NCBI's taxonomy places the organism in Eukaryota, Metazoa, Rotifera, Eurotatoria, Philodinida, Philodinidae. The record is from the annotation of a GenBank genome assembly.